Orcinus orca (killer whale) is the source of this 1269-nucleotide messenger RNA. It is a transcript of the gene HDGFL1, whose product is annotated as HDGF like 1. NCBI's taxonomy places the organism in Eukaryota, Metazoa, Chordata, Mammalia, Artiodactyla, Delphinidae. The transcript has a single exon. Gene Ontology annotation, biological process: regulation of transcription by RNA polymerase II. The coding region runs from base 93 to 761 and encodes 222 amino acids. Gene Ontology annotation, cellular component: nucleus. The record is from RefSeq and is a predicted model, not a curated record. Gene Ontology annotation, molecular function: double-stranded DNA binding; transcription coregulator activity.
GGGGCUUGCGCAGCCCGAGCCCAGUAGCCGCUGCCCCGGCGCGCCGUCGUGGGUCGCCCUUUCCAGCUGCUGCCGAGGCCAGGUCCGCAGCCAUGUCGCGGUUCUGCCGGCGCAAGUACAAGAGCGGGGACUUGGUGUUCGCCAAGUUAAAGGGCUACGCCCACUGGCCGGCCAGGAUCGAGCAAACGGCCGAGGCCAACCGCUACCGAGUGUUUUUCUUCGGGACCCACGAUACGGCCUUCCUGGGACCCAAGCACCUCUUCCCGUACGAGGAGUCCAAGGAGAAGUUCGGCAAACCCAGCAAGAGGAGGGGCUUCAGCGAGGGGCUGUGGGAGAUCGAGAACAACCCCGCCGUCCAGGCUCCUGGUUACCAGUUCGCCCAGGGGAAGAGCUGCGGCGAGGGGCCUGAGCCCGAGCCGGAGGCCACCGAGGGCUGUGGGGACCCGGAGAGCCACACCAACGGCGGCGGCGGCGCCGAGCCGGGGGAGCCGGGCGUCGACCCGCCGGCCGAGGAGGAGAACGAAAAGGGGCCGCUGAAGAGGAGCGCCAGGGACCCGCCGAAGGACAUCCCCAAGCGUCCCAAGGAGGCUGAUUCGGAAGAAGGGGAGGAGAUGGAGGAGGCGGCCACCGCGGCGGAGGAUGCGAAGCCGCUCCUCGUGGAGCCAGAGAACGGGCCGCCGCCGGGGGAGCAGGGGCGGGAGGAAGAGGCUGCUGAGAGAGAGGCCGAGGCCCCGGGCGUCGGAGGCCGUGAGAGCCAGUAGUCACCAAAGUUUACAGAAGAGCCCCCGCCCCGUUCCUGCUGCGGCCUGGCUGUUACUUGGGGAACUGGCCACGGCCUGCAAACUGGCACCCCGCUCUCCUCCCACUCUCCCUUUCCACCCCCGGCCCUUGGGGACUGAGCUGGAUGCGGCAGGCCACCAGGCCCUCACUUCUGUGCCCUCACACCACUGGGAUCUGAGUCGGGGCCUCUGCUCCCUGGGAUGAGAUGAGACCACCGUGCCCCCUCCCUGCCUGCAACUGUUUGCUAGCGCUUCCGUUGGGGCCUGGACCAGCCAUUUCCCCCUCAUGACAUCCCUCCGCCCCUCCCCUCGGGCAUUAUGGAGCUCCACUUUGGAAUCAGGGGUGGGAGUGUCGGAAGGGGUGAAGGAGGAGCAGGGGGUACUUCCAGGGGCCUGCCAGGGACACCCCUCAAACUGUGGUGGGGCGGGGGUGGCGUCUCCUUGAACUCCUGUCCACUCCUCUCAGGCCUAUUGUAUCGGAGGCCUAGUU